Vicia faba (fava bean) is the source of this 507-nucleotide messenger RNA. NCBI's taxonomy places the organism in Eukaryota, Viridiplantae, Streptophyta, Magnoliopsida, Fabales, Fabaceae. The record is from the annotation of a GenBank genome assembly.
AUGCUUUUCGGUUUUUAUCCGAGUGAAGGAAUAACUUUGGCCAUUAGUGGAUAUAAUCGAUUUUUCUUUCUCAACUCUUAUGCACACGCAGAAAAAGUUAUUAACGUGGAAAGAAUCCCUAGUAAAAAAAAAGUUCAGAUGAGUUGGAUUUCAGGAGUCAAAGAAGGCUUCAAGGUUCAAAGGAUUGCGAAUUAUUUCGUCAUUGUUCCACUUCUCAGUCCGUCUCGCCUACGAACGCUCAUAUCCUCGCAGCUACUUCGUCCGUCUCCGCCCGUCUCGCCUACGAACGCACCCGCCUACACCGUCUCCGCCCAUAUCCUCCCUCCGCCGUCUCCUCACAGAUCCGCCGUCUCCUCGCAGAUCCGCCGCCGACUGCACGAAGACGAAGGCGUUUCUCCAGCCGUCACACUGUCGCCGUCUUUGCCGUCUUCGAAACCUCCUCCACCGUCCAACUACGAUUCCGGUACGAAAUUUUCUAUUUUGUUCAACUUCAUUGUAUAUCUAUAG